Abrus precatorius (Indian licorice) is the source of this 3658-nucleotide messenger RNA. RefSeq lists its product as uncharacterized. The transcript has 9 exons. Lineage: Eukaryota; Viridiplantae; Streptophyta; Magnoliopsida; Fabales; Fabaceae. Gene Ontology annotation, molecular function: poly-pyrimidine tract binding; pre-mRNA 3'-splice site binding. Bases 236 to 3133 code for a protein of 965 amino acids. Gene Ontology annotation, cellular component: nuclear speck; U2-type prespliceosome; U2AF complex. The record is from RefSeq and is a predicted model, not a curated record.
AGUACGCAUUGCGUUGAAUAUAGAUAACACACCGCCCACACGUUUCGUUCUAACUCUCUUCGCCACCGCUGCCACCGUCGCCAACUACCGCACCUUAACCCUUCUCUCUUCAGGAAUGGUGUAAUCUAUCUUUGCAUAGUUUCAAGAUUUUGACAUGUCAUUUCAUUGGUGCUCUCCUUAAUCUCUUAGCAGGGACAUAAUUAAUUUCUUUUGUAAUUUGUUUGCAUCAUACAAGAUGAGCAGAUCUAAUCGUUCAAAGGAGAAGCAUGGAAAAAGUUGGCUUUCUGAGGAAAACUGUGAUGAAGAGAGUGCUGCCCGUACAAGGCCAUUAAGUUUUGAAGAGAUUAUGCUUAGAAGAAGAAACAAAGAACUGCUUGAAAAAGUAAAAGACCCUGCACAUGGAGGCUCUUCGGAGAAAAUUGCUGAUCAUUUUGAGUCUGCCAAAAUCUAUAAACAUGAUAAAAGUUCAUCCUUUGGCAUGGAUAAACAUGGUUCAGAGGAACCAGUGAAUGUAAGUUCUAGAAAGAAGAUUGAAAGCACCUAUGUAAAGGAAGAUGAUCUAACUGAAGGGAAAGCUAGAGCAAACUAUAUUAUAGAAACCAAAUCAAGUGCUGGAUUAAAUAAUAAAGGCAGGACAACUAAAGAAAAGACUGGAACAGAGAUGUGUGGUCAUAGAAAAAAUGAUCGAAUUAGUGAUAAUUCUGAUUAUAAAGUUGGAAAUAAGCAUUCAAGAAAUUCAGUUAACAAGGAUAGUUAUGGAGAAAUAGAUAGACCAAAAUCUGAAAGGGACAUAAAGAAAAAGAACAACAUUGGAAAGGAUGAGAAUCCUAUUGACUAUUUUACUGAAAAGAGGCGUGACAAAGAUAGAGAUAAUAGGUGGAAAUUGAAAAAGCGAUUAAGCAAUGAUUCUGGAGAAGUGCCUGAAAAGAUGCAUUAUAGAGAAUCAGAUAUGGAUAAGCAUGCAGAGGGUAGAACAAAAUAUGACAGAGAAACCAAGAGAAAAUACCGAAAUGGAGAUGAUGAAACUCAAGACAAGAAUAAACCAAGGAAACAAGAUCUUGUGAAGCAUCGGAACCUGCACAUUAGUGAGAGGAAGGAGAGGCGAGAAAAGGUGAAGUCACAUCACGAAGAAACAGCAAAGAGGAGACGUUCAAGAAGUCGAGAAUAUGAUGAUAGAAGAAGGUCCCCUUCUUUUUCACCCAGGGAGCAUAAACAUACUUAUCAAGAUGGAGAGCGUAAAGAGUUGUCUAUGCUUUCUCAGAAAGAUUGUUCUCGAAAAAAGCAUUCUGAUGUUGAUAGAAAUAGAGUAUCAACUAAUGGUUCAAGUAGUCAUCAUCAUCGUCAUGGUGGCUCCACAAGUGGACUUGGUGGAUAUUCACCGAGGAAGAGAAAAAGUGAGGCUGCUAUUAAGACUCCUUCACCAUCUAAGCAUUCUGUAGAGAAGAGACGUGCUGGAUGGGAUCUCCCUCCUGUAGGGACAAAUAAUCCUUCUCCAGCUGUUGUUUCUUCAAGUUUUCAAUUAUCAAAUUGUGCUGUGUUAUCCAACAUGCAUAAUGUGGCUUCGGCUAGUUCUCUUGAUCUAGCCCUUGUGAAGCCUCUGCCAGUGUCUUUUCUGAAUGGUGUAUUAGCUGGGAAGAAUACCAACAUUGAUUCUGUCCAAUUGACACAAGCUACACGGCCUAUGAGAAGGCUUUAUCUUGAGAAUCUACCUGCUUCUGCCUCUGAAAAAGCUGUUAUGGAAUGUUUCAAUAACCUCUUACUCUCUGCUGGUGUAAAUCAUAUCCAGCAAGCUCAACCAUGUAUCAGUUGCAUUUUGCAUAAAGAUAGGGGGCAAGCACUCAUAGAAUUCCUUACAGCUGAGGCUGCAUCAGCUGCUCUUUCUUUUGAUGGAAGUACACUAUUUGGCUCCAUUGUGAAAAUUAGACGCCCCAAAGACUAUGUUGAAGUUGCAACUGGUGAACCGCAGAGAUCAGUGAAUGCUGCUGUUACGAUAAGUGAUGUUGUAAUUGAUUCGCCUAACAAGCUUAUGGAGAUUGCUGGUGCAUUUGGAUCUUUGAAGGCUUACCACUUUGAGACCAAGGUCAGCAAUGGAUCAUAUGCUUUUCUUGAGUAUGUGGACCACUCUGUCACCAUCAAAGCUUGUGCGGGUUUGAAUGGGAUGAAGCUGGGAGGGGAAGUACUAACAGUAGUUCAGGCAAUGCUGGAUGCAUCAUCAUCCUCGGAAAAUGCUGGUAAACCACCAUCUUAUGGGAUUCCAGAGCAUGCAAAGCCACUACUCAGAAAGCCAACACAAGUACUAGAGAUGAAAAAUGUGGUCGCACCAGACUCUAUUUGGUCUCUAUCUGACAUGGCAAUUGAAGAAAUUUUGGAGGAUAUACGGUUGGAAUGUUCAAGAUUUGGGACUAUUAAAUCAGUCAAUGUAGUCAAGCAUAGCAGUGACAAGCAUUUAGCAACCAAUUUAGAAGAAUGCGAAGUCAUAAACAAAGUGGAUUCUAAAGAAGCAUCUGAAGACACGCUCUGUAUUACUAAUAAUGCAGAAUCUAGUUUUUCUGAAAAAGAUACUUACCCCAAAUGUAAGGGAACAAGUGGAGUGGAAUUCCAUGAUGACAAAGAGUUGGAAAAAGUUGCUGAUGGUAGCGCUGUUAAUGAUAAAAAAGAUCAAGUUUUUGGCUAUAAACCAUGUCAAGAACACCUUGUGAGUGAUACACCAGUUGAAGACGUGAACAAUAAGAGCAUACCUUGUAGUAUCAUUCAAGAAUGUCCUGAUCAACAGGUUACACCAAAUGAUGGACCCGAAUUUAAUGAUAAAAUUGUUACUAACGAUAAUGACGUGGAUAUUGAAAACAAGAUGGUGGGGAGCAAUAUGGACUCAAAAAAAAUAGCUGGUGCAUUUCAGGAAGGCUGUUCUGAACGUGAUACCACUUCAGAAUUGGUUGGUGCCAAAAAGGGCAUUGACAAGGAUGAUGAUAUUUUCUGCAGUGUAUUUGAACUGGGUUCAGUUCUUGUUGAGUAUGGAAGAGCGGAAGCAUGUUGUUCAGCAGCCCACUGUUUGCAUGGACGUUUCUUUGAUGGCAGAAUGGUGACAGUGGAGUAUGUUCCUCUCAGUUUAUAUAGAAAAAGAUUUUCAAAAUGAGCAUCUCAGAGAUCGGUAACUCUUGGUUAUAUGAUGAACAUCAUUAGUGUCUCCAUUAUUGUGCUAGAAUGGAUUAAUCAAUCUAAUUGGUUAUGUCAACAAGUUUCCUGGGUUUAGUGUGUGGAGAGAGGAUUUUAACUUUCAAAUUUACGCUGCUGAUAUUUAGUAUUUUUAACUUUUGGAGUGGGGAAAAGCUUAAUUGAGCGGUCGAUUUGAGGAAAAUGCAGUAUAGCAUACAUCAAGUUUGGAGCUACAGACUAUCUGAUCAAGAUCUGUUUUUUAAAUCGGACAUAUGAUGAAAAUGUUAUUUCAUACCAAAUGUUUUAACCACGGUUAGACUUUGAGCUGGUGGUCUCUUGCUAUUUUGAGAUGUUCUGUGCAUAAGGUUAUGCUGCAUUACAGACUAAAUGUUGUAUCGUAGUUAGUUUUAGAUGUUGGUUACAGGACCAUACUUUUCCCAAUAUUUGUCAAACGUAUUUCAAUUACCGUAACAUCUUACAGCCCUUUUUUUUAAUCCUAACUAUU